Penicillium bovifimosum is the source of this 1584-nucleotide messenger RNA. Its product is annotated as CFEM domain-containing protein. The transcript is spliced from 3 exons. NCBI's taxonomy places the organism in Eukaryota, Fungi, Ascomycota, Eurotiomycetes, Eurotiales, Aspergillaceae. The coding region runs from base 1 to 1584 and encodes 527 amino acids. The record is from RefSeq and is a predicted model, not a curated record.
AUGAAGGGAAUUGCUCUUCUUUCACUUCUCAGCGUCGGUACGCUGGCUCAUCCAGCCGGUCUUUGGUGGGGUACCGAUGUCUGUUAUACUAGUCCCGACAACACUGAUAAUCAGUGCUCAGAUGCUCAGGCAAAAGGCUUUGACUGGUCUGAGUUGGCUAACGGUGACAAUUGGAGCUUCGAGGGCUUCAACUUUGUCGGACUCGAGCCCAAGAACAACUGCCAUGGACCUGGUCGUCAGGGCAACUGCAUUGGCGGAGUGCUUUCUAGCGACGAUGACUGGAAAAUCAAGAUCUCCGCGGCUGAUGCUCCGUUCUCUAUCCGGAACUUCUACCUGUCUACUUCCCGGAACACGGAUGUCUUUAUCAUUUAUGAGAUGCCCGAUGGCUCCACCUGUCACCAUGUGGCCUCGAGCUCCUACAAGGGAACUGAUGUUGCCAACGAUCAGUGCGGUGGUGCAACCUCCGUCGAGUUCACCCUUCCCGAAGAGAACAAAUUCGGCGACUGUGAACUGGAGAUCUAUUCAAUUGACUUUGACUGCUCUACUGGAACGAAACCGCCAGCUCCCCCUAUGUCUGACCCACCCCACACUCACCACGAGCAUUCUCAUACAUCCGUUGUGUCGGAGAUUCAUUCGACUACUAGCGACCCCUAUACGCCAACUCACCCUGUGUCUGAUCCACCUCACACUCACCACGAGCAUAUCCCCACGGCAACUGUUCCCUUACCUCACACCCAUACAUCCGUGGUGUCGGAGAUUCAUUCGACUACUAGCCGCCCGCUAGUUGCCACGACGGUUUGGGUUACUGAGGAAAUCACCGUUACCAAAUGCGCACCCACCGUCACCAACUGCCCUGGUCACUCUACCGUGGUGGUCACCUCAACCAAGCCAAGCGAACCCCUGGUCACUGCCCCAUGCCCCGAUGUGGUCCCCAAGUGCCUGAACACCUGGCUAGAUAUCCCCAAAUGCGACUCCAACAGCGAUGCCGCAUGCUUCUGUCCCUCAUCGCAGUUCACAGACAAAGUCAGCUCCUGCAUCCGGGCCUGGAGCAGCAACAAAGAGCAACAAGAUUCCGCCCUGGCGUACUUCGCCGGCAUUUGCGCCCCUUAUGUUCCGGCCAACCCUUCAAUCAUUACAAUUGUUCCCACCCCCACUCCUGAUCCUCGCACCACUGGAGUUAUUCGAACCGUGACCGUUGAUGUGCCCACCGCGCCCCAUUCGACCCCUUGCACCACCAUCACCUGGUCCUCCCACACAGCGACUGUCCCGCAGGUUGGAUUCAGCACCGUCACUUGCUCGUCCACCACCAGCGUGGGUUUGGUACUCGUCACCCCUACCAGCACUCGUUGUCCCUCUAGCCACAGUGUGCACAUCUCGUCCACGAAGAUGAGCACGCGCUGCAGCUCUCCCACUUCCUCUGUUGCUGCAGUCACUGUCCCCACGACGACUGCUACUAAGCCGACUCAUACGUGGACUCCUGUGGCGACGCCCACGGAGACUGUUAUUCACGCUAAUGCGGGUGCGAAGAUGCCUUUGUCCGGUUUCUGGGCCUUGGGUCUCACGCUACUUGCUAUUGUAUUCUAA